AUGGAAAACCAAUCCAGCAUCUCUGAGUUUUUCCUCCAAGGAAUAUCCAAGUUACCAGAGCAAAAGCAGUUCCUCUUUGGAAUUUUCCUGUGUAUGUAUCUUGUCACUUUAACUGGGAACAUGCUCAUCUUCCUGGCCAUCAGAUCAGACCGACACCCCCACACUUCCACGUACUUCUUUCUGACCAACCUGUCUUUUGUUGACAUAGGUUUAACAUCUUCCACAGUUACCAAGAUGCUGGUAAAUGUGCAGACUCAACAUCACACCAUUUCCUAUGCUGGUUGCCUCACACAAAUGUAUUUGAUGUUUGGCGAUCUGGAGAGCUUCUUCCUGGCUGUAAUGGUGUAUGACCAUUAUGUGGCCAUUUGCCGCCCUCUCCACUACUCCACAGUCAUGAGCCCCCAAGUCUGUGCCCUGCUGCUUGCAUUGUGCUGGGUCCUCACCCACAUUGUUGCCCUGACUCACUGUGCCCUCCUCAUAGCUUGGCUGUCCUUCUCUGUUGCUGGGGAAAUAGCUCACUUUUUCUGUGACAUAACUCCUAUCCUGAAGCUGUCAUGUUCCGACACUCACAUCAGCAUGUUGAUGGUUUUUGCCAUAGGAGGCACAGUACUCAUUGUCCCCUUUAUCUGCAUUGUCAUCUCCUACAUCCACAUUAUAUUGGCCUUCCUGAGGGUCCAAACUCCUGGUGCAGAAGGCAAGGCCUUUUCCACCUGUAGUUCCCAUCUCUGUGUUGUCUGUGUGUUCUAUGGGACGCUCUUCAGUGCCUACUUGUGCCCUGCCUCUGUUGCCUCUGAAGAGAAGGACAUGGCAGCAGCUGCAGUGUACACUGUGGUGACCCCCAUGUUGAACCCCUUUAUCUAUAGACUGAGGAACAAGGACAUGAAGGGUGCCCUUAAGAGGCUCCUCAGUCACAGGAGAAUUUUAUCCUCUUAG
This is a messenger RNA of Panthera uncia (snow leopard), 933 nucleotides long. RefSeq names its product olfactory receptor 1N1. Gene Ontology annotation, molecular function: G protein-coupled receptor activity; olfactory receptor activity. The record is from RefSeq and is a predicted model, not a curated record. Gene Ontology annotation, cellular component: membrane. Gene Ontology annotation, biological process: G protein-coupled receptor signaling pathway. NCBI's taxonomy places the organism in Eukaryota, Metazoa, Chordata, Mammalia, Carnivora, Felidae.